This is a messenger RNA of Pocillopora damicornis (cauliflower coral), 2348 nucleotides long. RefSeq lists its product as uncharacterized. NCBI's taxonomy places the organism in Eukaryota, Metazoa, Cnidaria, Anthozoa, Scleractinia, Pocilloporidae. The record is from RefSeq and is a predicted model, not a curated record.
GUCACAGCGUAAGCCCGCCUGCCGUAAAAUGUCGAAUCGAGGAGCUUACUACAAGAAUCGAUAUGGAGGAAGACGGGGAUCUAGAGGUGGAUGGAGAGGUAAUUAUCAAAACCCAAACAGUUACGGUCAGCAAAGACCAGAUUCUGCCUCAAACGAUGGCAGGGGGUCCAGCUAUGGAGGCUCAAGGAACUGGGAGGAUCUGGCUCACACUCUGGCAGACUUAGAGGGGAAAAGCUACAAAGCUUACCAUGAUAUAUCAGGAUGCUGGAUUUUUCCAAACUUUAAACUUUAUGCUGACAAAAUACAGAGUGACCCUUUUGCUCCUGCAUCAUUGUUCAGAGUUAUCAUGGAUCAAGAUGUUGCAGGAUACCCAGCAUUUACCAGCAGCACUCGUCUUCAGCAAAUAGCAACAGGUGACUACCUGACAAGAAUAUUUUCCAAUCUUGUGCGGUUUGGAGGCCAUGAUAGACAGCUGAGUGGUGGCAGCGAAGGAUGGCAUGGCAAGAAAGGAGGGAGCAUGAAUAUUGAAACACCAUGUCAACAUGUUCUUGAGAGGACUUCUUGUAUUGUGACACCUGAAACUGUUGAGUUGAGGUUCACAGUAUCCCUUCCAGCAAGAGGCCGAACCAUCGAAGGACAUGCCUGCAAGAGAAUUCUCACCGAGAACCUUCCGCUAAUUAUUAAUAAGGCUCUUCCAUACGAAAGUCAGGAUCAAGCAGCGCUUAAGAAACAUGUGGAGUGUGUUGAAGACCAGGAGUACAUUCGUUCUCAGCUCUCUGCAGCCAACCUUGUGGCAUUUGUCAGAGAUGAAGCUGUUCUACCGCGUGCAAGUGGAGCAGAUGACAGGCCAAUGGAAAGGUCUGGUGUCACUUUGUUCAAAAGUCCGGACAGUUUGAGAGUGGAGUUUAAUAUGCCACACGCUGGAAAGGUGACAGGCAUGGGUAUUCCUAAAGGGGUAUCUCUUAUUGUGGGCGGUGGUUUUCACGGCAAGUCCACGCUGCUAAAUGCCAUCCAGUUUGGAGUGUAUAACCACAUCCCUGGGGACGGACGGGAGUUUGUCUGCACCGAUCCGACAGCGGUUUCAAUACGGGCUGAGGAUGGUAGAAGUAUAGAGAAAGUAGACAUACGGCCAUUCAUAAACAACUUACCUUUUGGUCGAGACACGAGCAAGUUUUGUACCCAGGAUGGCAGCGGCUCGACUACACAAGCUGCAAAUAUUGUCGAGGCUUUGGAAAUUGAGAGCAAGUGCUUGCUAAUUGAUGAGGAUACAAGCGCAACGAAUUUUAUGAUUCGAGAUGCCCGCAUGCAGAAGCUGGUUGCUGCUGAAAAGGAACCAAUCACUCCUUUUAUAUCGAAGGUUCGUAGCUUGUUCGACGACUUUGGGGUCUCGUCGAUCCUCGUUAUAGGAGGCUCAGGAGAUUAUUUUCAGGUUGCUGAUCACGUGAUCAUGAUGGACUGUUACUCUUCGCGUGACGUCACAGAUCAAGCAAAGGCCAUUGCUAUGGAGCAUAAGGAGAUCAGUCCUCAGUCUCGCAGUCCGUUUGUUAUGCCUGCGCCUCGGAUUCCCAUAGCUGAAAGUUUUGACGCUACAAUCGGAGACAGAGAGAAGGUGAAAGUGAGGGGAAAGACGCAGUUUGGUUUCCAGGUGCAGUUUGGUAACGAAGAAAUCGAUCUCUCGUUUAUUGAGCAGCUGGGAGAGUUCAGUCAAACGAGGGCCAUAGGAGAUACUAUUCUGUACGCAAGGAAUAAUUAUAUGGACGGAAAGACAUCGCUUCUGAAAGUGUUGCAAAGGGUGGAGCAAGACUUUAACACCAAAGGUCUAGACGUACUCAGUCCCAGACUUCCUCUUGGCUGCUAUUCUCGCCCCAGACUUCACGAGAUCGCCGCUGCCAUCAACAGGUUGAGAGCACUGGCCAUGAAAUGAAAUUAGAAAGCGGCGAAGAAGAGCGAGGGAAGGAAAGCAUUCAAGUUAUUUUUUCCUUUCUGUUAUGAUCACGUUGAGUUUCCUAUCGUAGCGCCAGCACACCAUAUACUUAAUACCCUGCGGUUUGAAGCGUUCAAAAAGGUUUCCAGGCAACGUGACGCCAGUUGCAAGUGAAGAUUUCUGAGAACUCGAACCGUCUUGUAAUUGGUCUGUUAUAAAGUCGCUAGGUCUUUAGUAAAAUAAGAGGGAAUCUUGCAGACGGACAAUGGAAGGCGAACGAGACAAUGCAAAAUAAUCUACGGGCAGAGUAAAUUGGAAUUUGGAUUCAACUUUGAACUAUCUAUUUACAGACACAUUACAUGUAGCUUACAGAUGUAAAGUGUAGAUUUCCAAGUUGGAAAUAAAGUUACUCGUCAGUCCAGAA